Molecule: messenger RNA, 679 nt
Organism: Malaya genurostris
Lineage: Eukaryota; Metazoa; Arthropoda; Insecta; Diptera; Culicidae
Exons: 3
Coding region: 87-497 (136 amino acids)
Source: RefSeq, a predicted model, not a curated record
CAGCUAGUUGGUUGCUACUGUUCUGGAAUUCGUAUCGUACUAGACUACUACUACUCCUUAAGACGUGAAGAAUAAGUGUGUGAACAAUGACUUCUUCUAAAGUGGUUUUUGGUUUACUGGCUUUGGUGUUGAUUGUUCAAUGCCGUCCUAAUUCGGACGAAGAAUUGCCUUUAACAGCUGCAGAGUUUCAUCAAGAAGACAUCAUUUCGUGGAUGGAAUUACUACGUAUUGCAGAGGAAAGCGACGAUAACGAAUCUUCACAAGUUUCUGAUAACGCGAAAGAUGCUCCAGAGUUGACUGAUGAAGAUAUCGAAUCAUGGAUGGAAUUGUUGCGUACUGUUGUGGAAAGUGCAGAAAACGAAUCAGCUCAAGUUCCUGACAACGUGAUAGAUGCACCAGUAGUUUGCCCACCAGGACAAAAACCAGAUCACAAGGGUAAAUGUCGUGAUGUUUGGGGUAGAAAAACUCAAGAGGGUGCUCAAACCAUGGAAGAGUAAAUAAUGCUUAUCAAUUCAUUUACUAAAAGAUUAUAAAAAUAUUGUUAAAUAUAAUCAACAAAUGCAUUACCGGACCUGUCGGUGAAAUGACCUUUGAAGACGCUUUUACUCUUAUCGAUGUUAAAUAAUUGUGAAGUGGCCAGUGAAUAUUGUUAUGCACAAUAAAAAGAAGUUUAAACUGA